AUGUCCCGAAACACACUUCAAAGCGCCGCCGUCGGCACUGUCUUGUCCUCGCAGCUCCAGCACCAGCACCAGCACCAGUACACGACCUCACAGCUCAUGGCUCCAGGCAAGCGCAGACGCGGCGCGGCCGGCGCCAAGAAGAACGGGGCGGCCGAGAGCGGCCCGGAGGCGGCCGCGACGCAGCAGAACAGCGCCCCCAGCACUAAAAGCAGCGCGGACGCGGCCACCGACGCCUUAUUAGCGGUGUCGGAGACGUUACAGCGCAUUAAAUCCGAGUACGAGCCCCUGGUCAAGGAGCUGGAGGGCCGCUUCAGCUUCAUCCGCGCGCUGCUGAGCGAGUUCUGGCCGGAGCUGCAGCGCGACCCGCGCGAGGACGCGCAGCUGCCCGUGGAGGGCGACGCGCAGUGGUUCUGGUUCGCGGAGAUGCAGUUCAUGGUGGUAUUCCUCUACGAGAUCGCCUUCAUGGAGUUCUCCAUGAGCGUGACCAAGCCCGACUCCAUCACGCUCGAGCACAAGGCCGAGAAGACGACGCUGUCGCACCGCCAGGACAUGGAGGAGCGCGUGGCCUUCCUGGGCCGCCUCCGCAAGUACGUGGACGACCUGGCCGCGUGCCGCCUGGCGGCCACCAAGCAGCAGGGCAAGCGCCUGCCGCGCGUGUUCCGCCUGGCCGACAUGUACAAGCUCUCGCAGGGCGAGACGAUGCUGCUGCAGCUGCUCGUGGUCAUGCAGGGCUGCCAGAGCAACGCCGUGCGCUGCCAGAUCCUGGACGAGGACUCGCAGCGCCGCGUCAUGACGUGCCAGCGGCUCUCGGGCCUCUCGGAGGUCGACAUCGCCGAGUUCCGGGACGACGAGCGCGAGCACGUCAAGGAAGGAACGCUCAUCGUGGACGAGGAGACGUACUGCACGUCGCUCAGUCUGUCCAACAUUUGCGUGCGCGUGCUUUUGGGGCGACACCUGACCAGCAACCAGGCGCUCAAGGUCAGCCAGACGGCGCUGGAGGAGCUGCUCAAGGGCGAGGGCAUCACGUUUGGAGAGAUGCUGGAGACGACCACCACGUCGACGAGUGCCACGACCGAGUCGAGUGUGAGCGGACGCAAGCGCGAGCGCAGCGGAGAGGAUCUGGAUGACGAGCAGGAGGACGAAGCCAUGGACCACAACGCGACGAGCGACAGCGAGGAGGAGGAGCACGAGGAGCACGAUGACCCCAACGCGUCGGCGUUCUCGUUCAUUGGAAAGUACAAGACAGACAGCAAUCGUGCGAAGCGGCAGGAGAAGGCGGAUGAACAGUUGCUUUUGAAGUCGGCGGAGGCUGGCAGUGACAAACACCACUUGCUGUCGUCCCUGAUGGACCCGAGCGAGUUGAAGCCGUACAGCCCGGAGAACCAGUUGGAAUACCUCGAGGACCGUUUCCAGGUUGUUGCAUUUGCGAUCCGCGCGUCUGGUGCCCGAGUGAAGGACCAGAUGAAGGAGGCAGGUACGAAGCAGCCGUGGGAGUCGUCGGCUCCCGCAUCUGCCGGACGGCGUGAAUUGAAGGCCAAGCAGCGUGUGUACAGCCGCCGCACGCAGCACCGACUUGCUCUGACACGACAGGCUGGCAAGCCGCUGCCGCGUCUGGAAGAGCUGGCUGCUAAGUUCAAGCUGAACCGUUUCGAGCAGAAUGUGAUUGUGAUGCUGAUUGGAAAGACCAUUUCGCCGGUGAUCAAGAACUUGAUUGACGGUGUGGAUACGUCUCCAGUGCAGCGCAUGGACGAGAGUGUGAUUAUCAACCAGAUCUUAUCAAUCUUUUGCGAUACCUUCCAGGAACAGGUGGCCCACCGCGUAUUCUUCUAUAAGUCUUCGCGGCUACUUACUCGCGGCCUCGUAAAACUUCACCGUGGUCGAUGGCACUCGACGGCUGGGGACCUUGUGGACCAGCGCGUGGAAUUGGACCGCCGCGUGCUGGACUGGGUGGUUGGCCUGGACACUGAGAUGAAUGAGCUGGUGGAAGGCUCGGACUUGUACACCCCCAAGGUGCAGCUCGAGCAGGUUGUGCUGCCUGAAGAGCACAAAAGCACUAUCCUGGAGACCGUUGAGAGUUAUGAAAGCUUCCGGAGAUAUCGCAAGAAGAGUGGAUUGGAGCAAGCAGGUAUGGCGUACGGGGCUGGACUCGUGUUGUUGCUGUGCGGCGCCAGUGGCACCGGUAAGACUAUGACAGUGAACGCUGUGGCAGACCACCUGAAGAAGCGAGUGCUGCUUGUGGACUUCCCGUCACUGCAGGGUAAGCGGCAGGAAGGCAUGGAGACUGAUGCGGAUCUGCGCGGUCUGUUCCGUGAAGCGGACAUGAGCAACGCUGUGCUCUUCUUCGACGAGUGUGAGAAUAUUUUCCGGCAACGUGACGGCGGAGGUGACAGACUGCUGAAUGCGCUGCUGACAGAGAUCGAGCGGUACGAAGGCAUUGUGUUCCUUGCGACUAACCGGCCGUUCGACCUUGACGAGGCCAUGCACCGUCGUAUCACUGCUGUGUUUGAGUUCAAGGCGCCUGACCACAUCCAGCGACGGAAAAUUUGGGAUGUGCUUCUGCUGCGCGGAUCCCUACAGACUGAGCCUGGUAUCGACUGGGACGCCAUCGCGCUGAAGUACGAGCUCAGUGGUGGCUUCAUCAAGAAUGCCAUUCUGUCGGCCCUCCUGAAGGCCAUUUCACGGAACGCCGAGUCGCCCGUGAUUUCCCAGGCGGACAUCGUGGCUGGCUGCGCGCUGCAGAUGCGCGGUAGCUUGCACAUGAAGACGUUUGACCACCGCGUUGUGCCCACUAGCGGACUGGAUGAGCUCAUCGUGGAGGAUUCGGUGAAGGACAAGCUGCGGCGAAUUGUGCAGUUCGAGAAGGCGCGCAGUGUCAUCUACGGUCAGUGGGGAUUCGACUUUGGUCAGUCCAACAAGCAGCAGAAGGGUGUCAGCGUGCUCAUCUGUGGCCCACCUGGCAUUGGCAAGCUCAACGCCGCCAAGAGCAUUGGCUUUGAGAUCGGUCGCCCGCUCAAGGUUGUCAACUUCGGCCAGCUGGCUGCCGACUCGGCGUCCGAGACCCGCAAGGCGCUGCGCGCUGUGUUCGACGAUGCCCGUCUUAUGGAUGCCGUGCUGGUGCUCACGGGCUUCGAGUCCUUCGGUAGCCACAUCGAAGGCGGCGUUAUCCCGAUCGACAGUCUGGAGUCUUCGCCCCGCUUCCGCAUGGAGGUGAUGCGACUGCUGGAGCUCAUGGACACGUUCCCCAGCACCACCAUUCUGCUGGCCAACGUGGACAGAUCUGCAGCGGCGUCGCUGGUGCAGUCGGAGUUCUGCCGCCGCCUCAAGUUCGUCGUGGAGAUGCGGAAUCCCAACUCUAAGCUGCGCGAGAAGCUGUGGCGCGCGUGCUUCCCGCCCAAGGCGCCGCUGGACACCAAGAGGCCCAUCGACUUCCAACGGCUGGCGGAGCGGUACGACCUCAGCAGCAACGCCAUCAGCGACGCCGUGUUCCGAGCUGCUGCCAGCGCCGCUCUGCGUGAGGAGAGCAAGCGCGUUAUCACGAUGAAGGACCUGACUGACGCCGCUGAGAUCGAGCGGCAAAAGGCCCGCGGCGGCGCUGCCGCCAUGGAUAACCUGUUCGUCUAA
Messenger RNA from Phytophthora sojae, 3621 nucleotides. RefSeq lists its product as hypothetical. Bases 1 to 3621 code for a protein of 1206 amino acids. Lineage: Eukaryota; Oomycota; Peronosporomycetes; Peronosporales; Peronosporaceae. The transcript has 2 exons. Gene Ontology annotation, molecular function: ATP hydrolysis activity; ATP binding; proteasome-activating activity. Gene Ontology annotation, biological process: proteasome-mediated ubiquitin-dependent protein catabolic process. The record is from RefSeq and is a predicted model, not a curated record. Gene Ontology annotation, cellular component: proteasome regulatory particle, base subcomplex.